CAGAGUGUCGCAUCUGACGAAACUGUUUCGACUUCCUUCAAUCACUAUCCUACGCCCACCUCUCCGCGCGCGUACCGAAUAGCCUGCCUGCCGUGAUGGCGCGGCUACACAUUGUCGCGCUGCUGAUAGCGGCCCUGGUCGCCAUAGCAUCGGCGAGCUCUGCGCCAACCUUUUGCAAAUGCACCUGCUUCAAGAACAGCACAAUCAUCCCACUAGGGCCGGCCGGGAAAAGCGGCGACUCCUCUACCUCGUCCUCCCUUCGCCGGUCAAUAUCACUGGGCUCGUUGCUUGGCCCCCGAUUCGCCGAGUCCUCUGCUCCCACAGGCAACUCCCGGCGGUCGGCAUCAUCAUCCUGCUCCGAGUGCACCAAAGCGUUCUGCCUUAGCCAAGGUAUUAGCUUCUGCAAAGACGCCAAAGAAGAGAAUGUCGUCACCAUGUGCUUUCAGCGGGACAGCAACAAGGACAAGAUCAUCGUAUGGGGCUUCAUCCUAGGAACGACUGGGCUCCUGGGAUGGACGGCGUUCAAGCGCAUGAUCGAGUGGCGAGAAGGCAGGGCCAUGGGUCGGCAAGAUAUCAGUUAUGCCCCAGUUACGAGCGGUGGGCAAUAGCAUGCGACUACCUGGCGGUCCAAGCAUGUAAUCACGGCGCAACGGAAUCACUUCUCUAAAAUUUGCCUGUCCAACCCGCAAAGGGCGCUCGGCAUCCCUUUUGAUAUCUCGCAAUAACGAGCUUCCCGCGCUCGUUCCAACUCUUAUGUCCUGCCACAAAGCCUGUCAGGCAGCAUUUGCGGCGUCUCUCAAACAGUCAUCAUCCGUCGCCACCGACACUACACUAGUUCUCGGUUGGCUCGGAGCCUCGCUAUUGUCACACAGCAGCCGACGUGGAGUAUUUAGUCCUCCUCCAGCAUGCUCACCUUGGCAUCCUCGCCAACGCCGGAG
This is a messenger RNA of Purpureocillium takamizusanense, 938 nucleotides long. RefSeq lists its product as uncharacterized. The transcript is spliced from 2 exons. NCBI's taxonomy places the organism in Eukaryota, Fungi, Ascomycota, Sordariomycetes, Hypocreales, Ophiocordycipitaceae. Bases 96 to 608 code for a protein of 170 amino acids. The record is from RefSeq and is a predicted model, not a curated record.